AUGGCAUCCUCCGAGCACAAAAAGCCACUCACCCAUGCUGCCUUACGUGAGAAAUUACUGAAGGAAGAAGAGAUGCUGGCAAAAUUUAAAGAGUUUUCUAAAUUUCUUCAAAGGUCGAAACAUGACCGAGACAUGUGCCUGGAGCUGAAAUCACAGGAAGACAGGUGUUUUGCAAGAAGCAGGAAGAGGCACCAAACAGAAAUGAAAGAAGAAAUGCACUAUGCUAAUAAACAGCUGAUGAUGCUUCGACGGGCAGCUUUAAAGAAUCUCCUAAGUAUUGAACACCUGCAAUACCAGCUGGAAUUUAACCAUUUGGGAAUGUCAUUCUAUGCUGAAAGGCUCUGA
Messenger RNA from Notechis scutatus (mainland tiger snake), 345 nucleotides. RefSeq names its product cilia and flagella associated protein 141 (gene CFAP141). The record is from RefSeq and is a predicted model, not a curated record. Lineage: Eukaryota; Metazoa; Chordata; Lepidosauria; Squamata; Elapidae.